CAGAAGCGACCGAGAGCCAUCCGGAUGGUGUGAGAUCGGCUGAAAGGCCGCAGCUUCGCAACAUUUUCUAACACUAAUUUUACUUAACUGGAAGUGGGUGGUUCUACCUAAGAACCAGUGACAAGGACCUGAGUCAGACGGAAUACAAACUGGUCAAAGGAAAUUUGACUUUCUGUAAGAUUUAAGAUUAAAUGGCGAUGGUUUAAAUAUAUAUUUAGUCUCCACCAUGGUGUCCGUCAGGCUGCUCCUACUGUCUGGGUUUGCUUGCCUCGCCACUGCCUUCACCGCUGCGGACGCUUCAGGACAUGUCAGCCACCUGGUGGUUACUCCACAGAGUCCAGUGCUGGAGAUCGGGACAAACUUCACAGCUACGUGCACGAUCGUUAACACAGAUGAAAUCACUGUGGAUGAUCUCUACUGGCGGCUGUCUAAUACUAGCAUACCUGAGGAACACUACAAGAAGAUCAACAGAACACUUAGUGUCACUUUCCCCGUCAGAAGUGAAAAAGCUGAAUGGUUGAUGUGUCAACUAAAGAGGCCCCACCAGGUCAUCUUGCAUGAAGGCAAAUUCAUUCAAGGGAUAUGGCUUAGAACCGGCUAUCGUCCAGGGAAGCCGGAGAAUCUGUCGUGUAAAGCAUUUCAGGAGAAGUCCUCCAUCUCUCCAAUCAUCACUUGUGAAUGGGAGGUCACCGGACGUCAAACCAAAGACGUUCCUACAACAUACAUGCUGAUAGCUACAUAUGGCAAUGAUAAGAAGAGUACCUCAACACCAAACACCAAAGCCCAACUGUCUCUGAGCACCUUCCCCGAUUUUAUGUUGCUGGACAUUUGGGUGGAAGCGCGUAAUGAUCUGGGGACGGUUUCAUCUGAGCAUCUGAAUACCGAAUCUAACUGCAUUGUGAAACCAAACCCUCCAUCAGAAGUGAAAGUCAUUUCAGAGAAGGAGUUUCCUUCCUCUCUUCUCAUAAACUGGACCCAUUCUCUUAAUGUUCACUCGAUUACUUUUCAAAUUCGAUACUGCACAAGUGGAUCUCACAUGUGGACCUACGUUCCUCUUGCAGACAUUGUCUCUCCUAUAAAGUCCUUCAGACUCCAGGACCUCCACCCUUACACAGAUUAUGUCAUUCAGCUACGCGGCAAAAUGAAUGGGAACGACUGCGGGUACUGGAGCAACUGGAGCACCAAUAUGACCAAAAGAACCCCAGAAGAUAUACCAUCAAGUAAACCGGAUUUAUGGAGCACCAUUGUUGAGAGUGGCCCAAAUAGACGACAAGUGAAGUUGAUUGCGAAGGAUCCUCAAAGAGCGAAUGGGAAUAUAAGAGGAUUUGACAUAUCCAUUCUAUACCACAAGCAUGGAAAUCCUGAACUGGAGAGUAUCCCAGUCAACAGGUCCGAGGAAGACAGCCGCUCCAGUCACAGAAGAGUCAAUGAACUUAAAGAGAUCUCCCUGGCUGACAAUGAGUCUGUAUUAGUUGCUGUCACUGCAAAUAAUUCUGUGGGGACAUCUCCUAAGGCGUACUUGGGCAUCCCUGCUAAAUCAAACAGGCCUACCCCAGUGAAGGACCUGAAGGUCUGGUCUCAUGAGGGUCAGUUGUACCUGGAGUGGAAACUGGCAAAUAACACGACUGUAUCAGAAUAUGUGAUCGAGUGGAUCAAGGAUGAUGGAACAAUGUGGCCAAACUGGCAGAGAGAAGCUGGAUCAGUCCGACAAACUACAAUUAAAGGAGAGCUGGAGCGUUUUGUUUGCUACAACGUGUCCGUGUAUCCCAUACGCUCCCGAUGGGUCAGGAAACCAGCUCGACUACAAGCCUUUCUGGAAGAAGGAGUUCCAUUGAAAGGCCCUAGUCUGGAACUGAUGGAUAACCCAGGACACGACAAGGCUAAGCUGGUGUGGAAGGAGAUUCCACGGGAAAUGCGUCAAGGCUUCAUCACAAACUACACCAUUUUCUUCAGAAGUGGGGAUAGAGUCAGCGCGGUAACGGUGCCGGGUAACACCACCUCGUACACGCUGACGCAGCUGUUACACAACACCAGGUAUGACGUGUGGAUGCAGGCUUCGACCGUCCGAGGACCGUCAAGGAACGGCACGGUCCACUCGUUCACCACCACCAGAUACGAGUCGAUGGCAGCCAUCGUGGUCGGAGUGAGCUGCAGCUUUCUGGUCCUGGUCCUCGUGCUCGCCGCGCUCUGCUUCUGUAAAAGAGAUGCCAUCAAGAAGAACCUCUGGCCUCAGAUUCCUGAUCCUGGAGAGAGCACCAUUGGAACCUGGUCUCCUGAUUAUCCUUUGAAGGCCGAGACGCCGAAGGAGAACUGUCUGUCCGGCAUCAGCGUCCUGGAUGUGGGUGUAUGUGAUGCCAAACGUGGUUUUGAAGAGGACAAGGCCAGUUUGUCUCUAAAGAAGGACAAGUAUCUGUCCGAGGAGCACAGCAGUGGCAUUGGUGGCUCAUCCUGCAUGUCCUCGCCUCGCCAGAGCGUCUCCGACAGCGACGAGGGCGCAGACAUGGCCGACACCACAGCCAGCACCGUCCAGUACUCCUCCGUCGUGGCCUCCAGCGGGUACAAGGGCCAGACCCCCGCCUUUCAGCCUCAGCAUAGCAUUUUCUCCCGGUCAGAGUCCACGCAGCCGCUGCUGGACUCGGAGGAGAACACGGACCUGGUGCUGCAGGACGGCAGCCAACACUUCCAGCGUUUCCCUCGACAGUCCUGCUUUACGCAGCCGGAGAACCCGGACAGCGAGGACUGUGGUGACUUCCAGCAGCUGGAUGAAGACCAGAUGGAUUUCUGUCCGUUUGAGGAGGACACUGAGCUGACAGCAGCUCCAGACGGCCUGUCAGCUGAUGCACCCUCAGCAUCGUCCUCCAGCUACAUGCCUCAGCUGGGUGGCUACAGGCCACAGUGAGAACACUUACCACUAGUCUGUGUUUCCCCCACCGUUAUAUUUGGGGGUUCCCCCCCCUGAACGAGAUUCACCACCUCCAAUAGAAGAUCAAAUUAAUUUAGGCUGAUUUGAUCUGGUUUUCUAUGAAACGCUAAAUCACAACAGAACUCUGUUCAGGUUCAGGCUUCGUCCUUUAAUUAAAAAACUAACGUCAAAUGUCAUUUCCACCACGACGUUUGGUAGCGUCUCUGUGUCCACGGCAGAGUCUCACACGAUGCUGCACGCACACACACGUACGUCACGGAACGUCGUGUCCGUCGCGGGAACGUGCACAGGCAUCAACAAACAGAAUCUGUCCGCGUAGGAAUGUCUGAGCCGUAUUACAGCUUAAAAUGGAUCCAGUUUGAAGGUUUUAUUAACAUCAACACGUUUUCUAAGAUCUGAACUUUAAGAAAAUUUAGAGCAACGCUUUUGGAAAAUCAGUCCACAAAGAAGUUUGAAAUCAUUUUUAAAUUAUAUUUAAAUAAUCAGACGCGUCAUAUUCACACUGUAAUGCAGCCUUUCCCAAACUGGGAAUGAAUGCGUUGAUUCAGAGAUUAAUCUGUGAAACUUACCCGUUAAUUUCUUGAUGUGUUAAUGCAUAAGUAACAAAGUUAUUACUCAUAACAUUAAAAUCCGAAUUUGGCAUUGUCUUGGUGAGAGAAGCUGUUUUUCGGCAUAUGAGUGCUUUGUCACAGCAGUUCACAGAAUCCAGUAAAAACCACUUUGUCCUUAUUUGUGAAGAUUCGGACCGUUGGGAGUCGAGCCUUAUGUGUGGAGGAUGCAGCGGCUUGGGAACCACUUCUGUUACGAGUUAGGUUACCUGCUACUGCUUCAUGAAUACAUGACUCAGCAGAGCUGCUGGAACAUCCUGUUCAUGAAGCUGCAUGAAAGUUACACGUAUUCCAAUAAAAGUCAAAUUAAGUUUGCGCUCGGAAAGCAGACUAAUAGUAAAUAGUCUGGCCGGGGAGGGGAGACACUGGUUUUGUGCCUUUCUUUGUGUCAUGUUGUCAUUUCAGGUAGGUCCUGACAUAUCUUCUGCAUUUAAUCAUGAUGCUUCUGUACUUUGUAAAGUGUAAUGUGACUUCAGGCUAACAAGUGGGAGUGUGCCAGCUUUGAACUCACCUGGAAAAACCACACUUCUCACGUGAAAACUAAACACGACACCUGCAUGGACCACUGUUUGGACAAAGAUGGAACUACAGCAGACCCCUGGAGACCCUCCAGCUCUGUAUGGAUGUUACAGUUUCUUACCAAGGUGUUGUAGUUUCCCUCACCAAGUAUGCUUUUGGCUCACAUAUAUGCUGCACAGGAAUGUAAUCAACCCAAGUUAAAGCUGACAUGUAUUCAAUAAAGUUUCAAUCAGCUGCUUUUGA
This is a messenger RNA of Melanotaenia boesemani (Boeseman's rainbowfish), 4293 nucleotides long. RefSeq names its product interleukin 6 cytokine family signal transduce (gene il6st). Gene Ontology annotation, biological process: cytokine-mediated signaling pathway. The coding region runs from base 227 to 2899 and encodes 890 amino acids. Lineage: Eukaryota; Metazoa; Chordata; Actinopteri; Atheriniformes; Melanotaeniidae. The record is from RefSeq and is a predicted model, not a curated record. Gene Ontology annotation, cellular component: external side of plasma membrane; signaling receptor complex. Gene Ontology annotation, molecular function: cytokine receptor activity; cytokine binding. The transcript is spliced from 16 exons.